AUUUUUCAGUGAAAGUCAUAUGAAAUCCAAUUGAACUUUAAGUGACAUUUGAUUUGAUAUAUAAAUUAAAAACAUUUAUUAAAGCAUUCAAUGAUUUUCAUUGAAAUACAGUGUCAUUAAUAAGCAGUCAUUAAGUGAGUGAUUGUCGACUCAAACGCAUUGCAAAUCACUUGUCGUUUGUGUCCACUAUUUGUGUCACAACUGUUGUCUCAAUUUAGACACUAAAUCGCCGCUAAUUUUAAGAUAAAAGAUGGAAACGAAGUUAAUUUUGUCAAUAAUUAUGAAAUUAUUAUUAAUGCAAACAUUAAGAAUAAAAUCAGAAGAAAAUGUUAAACAUGAAGGAAGUUGUCAUUCAAUGUCACGAAAUAGUGACAAAAGUCAGGAAAAAAGUCAUGAAUUUAGUAAUCAUAAGGAAAGUGAAAGUUUUUGUACGAAAAGAAAUACAGAUAAUAUGGUUGUCAUAAAAGGCAAUACUUUUACAAUGGGUACAAACGAACCGGUAUUUGUGGCCGACGGAGAGGGACCCGCAAGAAAUGUCACAAUUCAUACAUUUCUUAUGGAUAUUACUGAAGUCAGUAACAGACAGUUUAGACAAUUUGUUGAAAAAACCAAUUAUGUGACCGAAGCUGAAGUUUUUGGCAAUUCAUUUGUUUUUGAGAACUUAUUAAGUGAUUUUGUCAAACAAAAUAUAACACAAUCGGUGGCAGCAGCACCCUGGUGGCUUCCCGUUAAUAAUGCUAAUUGGAGAACACCUGAAGGCAUUGAUUCAAAUUUAGACGAGCGAUGGGAUCACCCGGUAGUACACGUCUCGUGGACUGAUGCUAACAGUUAUUGCAAUUGGAAAGGACUUAGACUUCCGACGGAAACUGAAUGGGAAUAUUCGUGUCGAGCGGGCCUUAAAAAUAGACUGUUUCCGUGGGGUAACAAAUUAAAACCAUUUGACAAACAUUAUGCUAAUCUAUGGGACGGAGAAUUUCCUAAUCAUAAUACUGGAGAGGAUGGGUAUAUAGGAACAGCACCAGUUGAUGUUUUUCCUCCAAAUAAAUUUGGAUUAAAGAAUAUUGUAGGAAACGUUUGGGAGUGGACAGCCGAUUGGUGGACAACUAAACACAGUAUUGAACCGUCAACUGACCCAAAAGGCCCGGAAUCGGGAACAGAUAGAGUGAAAAAGGGUGGUUCCUUUAUGUGCCAUAAAAGUUAUUGUUAUAGAUAUAGAUGUGCUGCCAGAAGUCAAAACACACCGGAUUCAUCUGCAAGUAAUCUAGGAUUUAGAUGUGCCGCUGAUUAUCAAAAUGAUUGAUUGCAUUAAAUGUUUGCUAAAUUGUUAUAAAUGCUUAUAAUUUAUUUUAUAAAUUUUUU
Molecule: messenger RNA, 1359 nt
Organism: Oppia nitens
Lineage: Eukaryota; Metazoa; Arthropoda; Arachnida; Sarcoptiformes; Oppiidae
Product: formylglycine-generating enzyme-like
Cellular component (GO): endoplasmic reticulum
Source: RefSeq, a predicted model, not a curated record